CGGCCGGAGUUAUUGGGCUUCCGGACUUUGGGGUACGUACCUAUUUGUGUGGAGGGGUGGAGGUGGCAGUGGGUGGAUGGUAGCCAGGAACAUUGAAAAGUUAUAAACAAAACCGCCUUUACUUCCCUACUAUAUCUUCUUUCUUACUUACCAUAUACCUGAAGUCCGACAGGAAAACAGCAAAAACAAUGUCCGAAAAAACCUCCGUCCUCUUCGUCUGCCUCGGCAACAUCUGCCGCUCCACAAUGAGCGAAGGCGUCUUCCAAUCCCUCGCCCAGACGGAGCCCUAUACAGACCUCAUCGAUCGCAUCGACAGCUGCGGCACGGGCGCGUAUCAUGUUGGCGAUUCGCCCGAUCGCAGGACGAUGGCGACGCUGAAGGCGAAGGGGGUGAAGGGGUAUAAACAUGCUGCUAGACAGCUCCGCCCCUCAGAUUUCCAAGAAUUCGACUACAUCUUCGCCAUGGACUCCUCGAACCUCUCUGGCACCAAGCGGAUACAACAACUCAAAGCCCCCAAUGGGAAAGCCAAGGUUCUCCUCUUCGGGGAGUACAGCGGGAAUGGGAAGGUGGAGCAGGUCGAGGACCCGUAUUAUGGUGGUGAGGAGGGGUUUGAGGUGGCGUAUGAGCAGGCGGUUAGGUUUGGGACGAACUUUUUGGAGGAGUUGAGGGGGAAGGAGGUAGAUGGGAAGGCGAAGAAUUGAAGAAAGAGGGAGGUUAGAAAGACGGGGGUGAGGCGGCGAGGGAACAUAGAGGAUAUAGAGGAUGCUACCCUCGACCUGCCUCUAAAUCGCAGCUGGACUGACAGUCAGGCAUGGCGUGAUGCAGUUAUGCCUUACCACGUCGUCACGCCAGAUCUGGGGCUUUCUCGUGGCGUCCACCCUCACCAGCAUAGAGCAGGGUGAAAUGGGGGUGCAUUUUGGGGGGGGGGUAUAUAUAUCACCGGAUGCUUUCCAACCACGAGAAGAUACCCCAAGCAAGUUACAAUCACAGCAGAAAUACAUGCAUAAGAUAUACCA
Messenger RNA from Pseudogymnoascus verrucosus, 1016 nucleotides. RefSeq lists its product as uncharacterized. The transcript is spliced from 2 exons. Gene Ontology annotation, cellular component: cytoplasm. Lineage: Eukaryota; Fungi; Ascomycota; Leotiomycetes; Thelebolales; Thelebolaceae. Bases 189 to 701 code for a protein of 170 amino acids. The record is from RefSeq and is a predicted model, not a curated record. Gene Ontology annotation, molecular function: acid phosphatase activity; non-membrane spanning protein tyrosine phosphatase activity. Gene Ontology annotation, biological process: protein dephosphorylation.